Callorhinus ursinus (northern fur seal) is the source of this 3599-nucleotide messenger RNA. RefSeq names its product Bardet-Biedl syndrome 9 (gene BBS9). Gene Ontology annotation, biological process: cilium assembly. Lineage: Eukaryota; Metazoa; Chordata; Mammalia; Carnivora; Otariidae. Gene Ontology annotation, cellular component: BBSome; membrane. The record is from RefSeq and is a predicted model, not a curated record.
CAGGGCGAAGAUGGCUUGGAGUUAGGCGGGAGUAGGGAGUUGUCCCUUCCGCCGUUGCUGUCCUCUAUCCGCUUCAUCCCACUGACUGCCUCCCUCACCAUUUCCUCCUCUUUGUGAGAAGCAGGACUUGCCGUUGUUCUGGCCUGCCUGGUCUCUUCCAAGGGAUUGAUGCCGUUUCCCCUGCGUGUCUGCGGGGUUGACACAGAAGGGAUGCAGGUUUACUCCUUGUGGGUGUCGCUCCAACUCUUUGGAGCUGGUGGUGCUCCCUGGUGAGGUUCUUUCUCUCUAUCUGGGACGUGGAACAAGUUGGAGCAGGGGAACGACAGGGAGUAGUGAAGCGAGGGGUUGCUUUGCUCUGCACCCUCCAUUCUUGCUCUCGUCGUUGCAGCCCUGGGACCCUGGCAGGCGUUCUUAAAGGGAAAUCUGCGGAGAGUUCGAGGAAAGGUGAUUCGGCAUCAGCAAUCCAUUGUGACAAGAGAUGCUGUGGUCUUUCCAAAGACCAAAAUGAAGGAAAAUCAGUGAACGAAAAUGUCUUUAUUUAAAGCCCGUGAUUGGUGGUCUACUGUUCUGGGAGAAAAAGAAGAAUUUGAUCAAGGCUGUUUGUGUUUGGCUGACGUUGACAAUACUGGAAAUGGACAAGAUAAAAUAAUUGUGGGUAGCUUUAUGGGAUACCUAAGAAUUUUUAACCCCCAUCCUGUAAAAACAGGAGAUGGAACUCAAGCUGAAGAUUUGCUUCUAGAAGUGCAUCUACGAGAUCCAAUAUUGCAAGUGGAAGUAGGGAAGUUUGUUUCAGGUACUGAAAUGCUUCAUUUGGCUGUGUUGCAUUCUAGAAAACUUUGUGUCUAUUCUAUCUCAGGAACCUUGGGUAAUGUGGAACACGGAAACCAAUAUCAGAUCAAAUUGAUGUAUGAACAUAACCUUCAGAGAACAGCCUGCAAUAUGACUUAUGGAUCAUUUGGUGGUGUAAAAGGUCGAGAUUUAAUUUGUAUCCAGUCUAUGGAUGGGAUGCUGAUGGUGUUUGAGCAGGAAAGCUAUGCUUUUGGGAGAUUUCUCCCUGGUUCUCUUUUACCUGGCCCUCUUGCUUACAGUUCCCGUACAGAUUCCUUCAUUACUGUCUCUUCUUGCCGACAAGUGGAAAGUUACAAGUACCAAGUACUUGCUUUUGCAACGGAUGCAGAUAAAAGACAGGAGACUGAACAACAAAAACUUGGUUCUGGAAAGAGACUUGUUGUGGAUUGGACUCUAAAUAUUGGAGAGCAAGCACUUGAUAUAUGUAUUGUCUCUUUCAAUCAGUCAGCAUCUUCUGUUUUUGUUCUUGGUGAAAGAAACUUUUUUUGCCUUAAGGAUAAUGGACAGAUUCGAUUCAUGAAGAAACUUGAUUGUAGCCCAAGUUGUUUUCUCCCGUAUUGCUCAGUUUCUGAAGGAACAACAAAUACUUUGAUUGGAAACCAUAAUAACAUGUUGCAUAUUUAUCAGGAUGUGACACUGAAGUGGGCUACUCAGCUUCCCCAUAUUCCUGUAGCAGUAAGAGUGGGCUGUUUACAUGAUUUAAAAGGAGUGAUAGUCACUCUGAGUGAUGAUGGUCACUUGCAGUGUUCAUACCUGGGGACAGACCCUUCUUUGUUCCAAGCUCCAAAGGUUGAGUCUAGAGAACUACACUAUGAUGAACUUGAUAUAGAAUUGAAAGAACUUCAGAAAAUCAUCAAAGAUGUUAAUAAAUCACAAGGUGUUUGGCCCAUGACGGAGAGAGAAGAUGAUUUGAAAGUUUCUGCCAUGGUUUCUCCUAACUUUGAUUCAGUGUCUCAAGCUACUGAUGUUGAAGUGGGAACUGACCUUGUCCCUUCAGUCACAGUUAAGGUCACAUUGCAGAAUCGACUGGCACUGCAAAAAGCCAAAUUAUCAGUCUAUGUGCAACCACCUUUAGUAUUGACCUGUGAUCAGUUCACCUUUGAAUUUAUGGCACCAGAGAUGAGUAGAACAGUAUCGUUUUCUGUUUAUCUGAAAGGGAGUUAUACACCACCUCAGUUGGAAGGAAAUGCUGUUGUUUCUUAUUCCAGACCAUCAGAUCGAAAUCCUGAUGGCAUUCCUCGGGUUAUCCAAUGUAAAUUUAGACUUCCCCUGAAAUUAAUCUGUCUACCAGGUCAGCCUUCAAAAACUGCAAGCCACAAACUAACUAUUGAUACCAACAAAUCUCCAGUUAGUCUUCUCAGUCUCUUUCCAGGCUUUGCCAAUCUGUCAGAAGAUGAUCAGGUGAAUGUAAUGGGUUUUCACUUCUUAGGAGGUUCUCGAGUUACUCUUCUUGCUUCUAAAACCUCUCAACGGUAUCGUAUUCAGAGUGAACAGUUUGAAGAUCUUUGGCUCAUAACAAAUGAACUUAUUAUCCGCCUUCAAGAAUAUUUUGAAAAACAGGGAAUCAAAGAUUUUGCCUGUUCUUUUUCUGGAUCUAUGCCCCUUCAAGAAUAUUUUGAGUUGAUUGAUCAUCAUUUUGAGUUGCGGAUAAAUGGUGAAAAAUUAGAAGAACUCUUAUCUGAAAGAGCCAUACAAUUUCGGGCCAUUCAACGCCGACUAUUGACAAGAUUCAAAGAUAAAACACCUGCCCCCCUCCAACACCUGGACACCUUGCUAGAUGGAACUUACAAGCAGGUAAUCGCUCUAGCAGAUGCAGUAGAGGAAAACCAAGACAAUCUGUUCCAGUCAUUCACCAAGCUGAGAAGUGCCACCCAUCUGGUGAUUCUGCUGAUUGGGCUGUGGCAGAAGCUUAGUCCUGACCAGGUUGCUAUUCUGGAAGCAGCAUUUCUGCCACUGCAGCAUGAUACUCAAGAAUUGGGCUGGGAAGAAACAGUGGAUGCUGCCAUUUCCCACCUCUUGAAGACUUGCCUAUCAAAGAGUUCGAAGGAGCAGGCCUUGAACCUCAGCAGCCAGCUGAACAUACCCAAAGACACAAGCCGACUGAAGAAACAUAUCACCUUGCUCUGUGAUAGAUUAGCCAAGGGUGGACGUCUCUGCCUAAGUACAGAUGCAGCGGCUCCGCAGACCAUAGUCAUGCCAGGUGGCUGUACUGCCAUCCCAGAAUCAGACUUAGAGGAAAGAUCAAUAGAACAAGACUCCACUGAACUGUUUACCAACCACAAACACCUCAUUGUGGAGACGCCCAUGCCUGAAGUUUCACCCCUCCAAGGAAUCUCGGAAUAGUUCAAGUAGAGUUGUCUGGAUGAGGGGAAGAUGGCUUUUCCAAGGCUGAUGCUGUGUGGACCUCAUGCCAAGCACAGAUGUAGGGCUGGUCCAAGUGCUUCAUCCGUCUCACCUGCUUGGAGAUGAUACUAUAUAGACAUGGGGAUUGGGAUUUUUUUAUUUUGCUGGGAGGACUUGUAAUACCAUGGGCAGGUCAGUUGAAACUUGUCUUACUGGGAAAAGCUAUUGCCGCUUUUUGGUCAUCUGUAUGCUUAUAGCCAUCGGAUAUAGUGAGAGGACAUCUUUUGGGGACAGACUUUAUAAUGCAGAGACCUAGAUCCAAAGUAAUUUGAUACCCCAUUUUUUUCACAGAAUUCUUAUAUAGUAAGUGUAUCAAAUUUAAUAAAGCAUCUCAUUGUCCAACAAAA